CAUCUGCCUGCAUCAGUAUCAAUUUACGCUUCGUUUCGAUCGGAUCAGGAUGGGUAGUUUCUGCCGAGACAUCUUGCUCAUAGUUUCGUUCUUUUUUGUGGCGCACAAGUGCCACAGUAACCCAUAUUUCGGAACCAGUGCCCCAAAUUUGAUCGAGGUCACCAAAUCGCCGUCCUGGUCGCAGGGCAUCUUCAAGUACCGACUGUUUCAAUCACACGAUAAUCAGCUACCGGGGAUGGAUAAAAAGUUCCCGGCGUGGUUCGGAUUCGGAGCUUCUACCGCAGCGUACCAGAUUGAGGGAGCCUGGAACGUCGAUGGCAAGGGACCAUCGGUGUGGGACAGUCUGACCCAUAAGCACCCUGAACUGGUUGUGGAUCGGAAAACCGGUGAUGUGGCGGCAGAUUCUUAUCAUCGCUUUCAGGAAGAUAUCGCCGCAUUGAAAGAAGUUGGGUUUAACUUCUACCGCUUCUCGAUAUCGUGGCCCCGAAUCCUGCCAGAAGGAGACAUCUCUUCACUUCAAACGGCGGGUAUAGAUUACUACAAUAAGCUUAUAGACGCUCUGAUCGAGGCACGAAUUGAACCGGUCGUCACGAUGAUACACUAUGACGUACCACAGUACAUACAGGAUUUGGGGGGUCUUGCGUCUCCAAUUUUCGUGCGAUACUUCGAGAUCUAUGCCGAUACCCUGUAUCGGUACUUCGGCGAUCGAGUCAAAGUUUGGUUGACGCACAACGAACCGUACGACUUUUGCGUCGAAGGCUACGGCAAUGGGCAAAGUGGACCCUUGAUCUAUGCACCGGGCGUCGGAGAGUACUUGUGUGCCCACCACGUGCUACUGAGCCAUGCAGCUGCCUACCACGUGUACGACAAGAAAUAUCGGGCGAUGCAGAAAGGCGUCGUGGGAAUUACACUGAGUGGUAGAUUUUACUACCCAGCCAACAACCAAACAGGACCGGACGUUGUUGAUCGAGCCCUACAGUUUCAGCUAGGCUGGUACAUUCACCCUCUGUUGAGUGAAACUGGUGGCUACCCGCCAAUCAUGGUCCAAGAUAUCGCUGACCACAGUCUGCAAGAAGGCCGGUCCAUGUCCCGAUUACCCGAAAUGUCGGAAGCGACGAAGAAAUUUAUCAAGGGAUCCUUGGAUUUCCUUGGUUACAACUAUUACAGCAGUCGAUUGGUAGCCCUGGAUCGUCUAGACUAUAACACCAGCAGUCCGCCAUCUCAGCUCAAGGAUACGCGGCUGAUAUACAGCGUAGAUCCUAGUUGGAAACGCGCGAAAUCCAGCUGGCUGUACGUGGUGCCGGAGGGUCUUCGAGGCAUCCUAAACUGGUUCAAGGAAGAGUACAACAACCCGCUGGUGCUUAUUACCGAAAACGGGUACUCCGACGAUGGACAGCUGGAUGACCAUGACCGAGUUGAUUACUAUAAGAGACACUUGACCGAAUUGUUGAACGCUUUGCUCGAUGACCAGUGCAAAAUAAUGGGGUUCACUGCAUGGAGCAUCAUCGAUAACUUCGAGUGGUUGCGGGGGUACAGUGAAAAGUUUGGAUUAUAUCACGUAAACUUCUCUAGUCCCAAUUUGGAGCGAACACCCAAACUUUCUUCCCGAGUGAUGAAACAGAUCAUUGAAACCCGUGUGAUACCCUAGAAUAAUUUAGAUAAACAAACAAGUAUGUAAAUUUAAGAUUUAUUAAUUGUUAAUGUUAAUAAAAAGGAACAAACAAAAAAAAAUAUCAAAACCUGUUUGAAGUCUGAAGAAUCUUCAUAUAGGAUCCAACUCUAACUACCCAAACAAUGGAAUUAAAAGUUUUUAAAA
Uranotaenia lowii is the source of this 1816-nucleotide messenger RNA. Its product is annotated as myrosinase 1-like. Gene Ontology annotation, molecular function: beta-glucosidase activity. Gene Ontology annotation, biological process: carbohydrate metabolic process. The transcript has 4 exons. Bases 50 to 1648 code for a protein of 532 amino acids. The record is from RefSeq and is a predicted model, not a curated record. Lineage: Eukaryota; Metazoa; Arthropoda; Insecta; Diptera; Culicidae.